Messenger RNA from Drosophila hydei, 641 nucleotides. RefSeq names its product HIG1 domain family member 2A, mitochondrial. Gene Ontology annotation, biological process: mitochondrial respirasome assembly. Gene Ontology annotation, cellular component: mitochondrion. The transcript is spliced from 3 exons. NCBI's taxonomy places the organism in Eukaryota, Metazoa, Arthropoda, Insecta, Diptera, Drosophilidae. The record is from RefSeq and is a predicted model, not a curated record. Bases 159 to 467 code for a protein of 102 amino acids.
UUUGAGAAAACAAUCAAAAACAAACAUAGUUCGAGUGAAAUGUGAACUAGCUCAGCCAAAUAUCUUAAUCGGAAACUGGGCGCAUAUUCAGCCCUGUUUCAUUUCAUUGUGAAUUUCAAUCGGUGGUAACCGAAGCUUACGUUCAGACUAAUCAAAAAAUGGCCAACAAACCGCAGAUACCGCUGCCAUCCGAAGAUCUGGACUGGAUACAGUUACGUCAGGAUCUUGGACCAGUUGUCGAAAUUGAAACGACGAAGGAGCGACUCGUACGUAAAAUCAAGGAAAACCCUUUGGUGCCCAUUGGCUGCCUGGCGACCACAGCCGCUCUGACCGCUGGUCUCUACAAUUUUCGCACCGGCAAUCGUAAAAUGUCGCAGUUCAUGAUGCGCACUCGUAUCGCCGCCCAAGGAUUCACAGUCCUUGCACUUAUCGUGGGCGUCGUGAUGACCUAUGGCGAGAAGAAAUAGUGUGAUUGCUCUACUAAUUACUACUUUUAAAAUGUACAUACGUAUAUAGUAGACAUUAAACGACUAUACUAGAGUUCACAUACAAGCAGACAUACACAUAGGUAUAAUUGAUAUAUUGAAUAAGGCAUAGAGAGCACCUAUGUGCGUGUGUAUUAGCCAGAUUCUAAUUAGAAU